GUUUCUAGUCUUGCCACAAAGCGUGCUCCUGCAGGCAGAAUCCAAUGCUGUCGCAGUACCUUCCGCCGCCGGGCGCGUCGCCCAUCUUUGACUUUACGCACGUUGACGAGCCGCCCGACGAGGCGCCGGCGGCCGCGCCCACCGACACCAUCUGGCUCGUCAAUCCGGCCAAGUUGACCGACGUCCAAGAGCUCACGCCGGCCGUCGCCGCCACCAUGCCGACGCGCAGCACGACGACACCCAGCGAUAUCAUCGAAGCUGGCGCGCACCUCGUGUCCCGAGGCCUUCCAGUAGCGGUGGUCAAUGCGAUCCUCGACGCGUCCGGGUCUGUACUUGUGUUUGACGCCGAAACGACGGCCGAGGAGUACGAGUACGCGCCAGCCGAUGUCGAGUACCUGCGCCUCACCGUGCCAACCAUGGACCACCGGGCGCUCGAGUUUCUGCGCUGCACGGCGCUUGUCAUCGAGUGCACGUCGCAUGACCAGGGCUGGGCCACGGACGAGCCAGAGCUCAAUGGGUCGUACAACGGCUGCUUCAGCUGGGCCGAGUUCCAGGUCUCGGGGCCCGACGGAAUGGUGCUGCUGCCGCGUCGCGAAGCUUGCCGCAAUUUGCGCGCGUCGGGCAGCUACCGCCACCAUAUGCAAUACGUUACGGACCCGACUGUGCUCCGCUUGCUCUUGACGCCGGGCAACCAAGUCUCGCUGCACCUGCGCGCCGAGUACGGCGGCUGGAGCAACCAAGCAACCUAUGGCCGCCUCGCCCUCGUGUACACGGUGGGCCUCAAUGAAGACAGCACGUAAUUCGCAACAAUACUGAAUCCACGAGUGAUGUAUACCGAGCACUCGAUGU
This is a messenger RNA of Saprolegnia diclina VS20, 849 nucleotides long. RefSeq lists its product as hypothetical. The record is from RefSeq and is a predicted model, not a curated record. Lineage: Eukaryota; Oomycota; Saprolegniomycetes; Saprolegniales; Saprolegniaceae. The coding region runs from base 45 to 800 and encodes 251 amino acids. The transcript has a single exon.